CACAUAAUGCCCGAACAGAUUACUCUUUACGCUGCAAAGAUUUGCCCUUAUGCUCAGCGCGUUGAGAUUGCGCUCAUAGAGGCAGGCGCGGAGUUUACGAGACAUGAAAUUGACCUUAUGAACAAGCCGAGUUGGUUCAGUCGACAGGUCAAUUCUGCAGGCAAGGUCCCGGCCCUUUCGUAUGGCGGCCCAAAGGUACCUGCGGACCAGUCGUCUCCAGAGUCCGCCAAGCUUGCAGAGUCACUCGUUCUGCUCGAAUUCGUCGCGGACCUCUUCCCAGAGUCAAAACUUCUCCCAAAGGAUCCCGUCUUGCGGGCACGUGCACGUUUCUUCAUCGAUGCAGUGAACACUAAACUCGCACCCGGGUGGAUGUCUUUCUUGAUGAAAGGUGAUAGCGCAGACGCAUUUCUCUCUGCUACUGAAGCGAUCCAGGCGUUGCUUCCUGAUGACAAGAAGUUCGCUGUGUCCGAUGAUUUCACAAAUGCGGAUGCAGCUGUUGGCCCCUUCCUUGCUCGUGUUUUCGUUGCGACAAAGAACGAUUUCGGUACACCUGGUGAAGGGAAGAAAGUAUUCGAGGCACUCAAUAGCCCACGGUUCAGCAAGCUCACGAACUACUACAAACGGAUUGAAGCGCGUGAGAGCUUCAAGUCGACGUUCGACGCAGAAUACAUCAAAGGAUGCUUUGUGCAAAUGCUUGGUAAAUAAGUGAAGCUACAUUCGGUAGUGAUCAUAUUGGCGAAGCACAACUACUUUACUACAUUCGCCCCCAUAUGCAUGACUUGUACCCUGCUUGUGUAACGUUGAUAAAUAUUAUGUAAGAUUGCCC
This is a messenger RNA of Fomitiporia mediterranea MF3/22, 826 nucleotides long. RefSeq lists its product as uncharacterized. The coding region runs from base 7 to 705 and encodes 232 amino acids. NCBI's taxonomy places the organism in Eukaryota, Fungi, Basidiomycota, Agaricomycetes, Hymenochaetales, Hymenochaetaceae. The record is from RefSeq and is a predicted model, not a curated record. Gene Ontology annotation, molecular function: glutathione transferase activity. Gene Ontology annotation, cellular component: cytoplasm. The transcript is spliced from 5 exons.